Molecule: messenger RNA, 1581 nt
Organism: Aspergillus wentii DTO 134E9
Lineage: Eukaryota; Fungi; Ascomycota; Eurotiomycetes; Eurotiales; Aspergillaceae
Product: flavin monoamine oxidase family protein
Exons: 3
Coding region: 32-1510 (492 amino acids)
Molecular function (GO): oxidoreductase activity
Source: RefSeq, a predicted model, not a curated record
CUUCUCACCAUCGUAUCGUACUCAAGUCAAAAUGACCUCCCGCGACGGCUUCCACUGGACAGCAGAAACCGGCCUUGCCCAAGGCGUCCCCUCCAUCGGUGUCAUCUCACCACCUACAAACAUCACAUCGACUGAGCAGCCAUGGGAUGUUAUUGUCGUUGGCGGAGGAUACUCCGGUCUGACUGCCUCUCGUGAUGCAGCACUCGCUGGUCUCCGCGUCCUUCUCAUUGAAGCUCGCGACCGUAUCGGUGGCCGCUCCUGGUCGUCCAACAUCGGUGGCUAUCCAUUCGAAAUGGGCGGUACCUGGGUCCACUGGGGCCAGCCUCAUGUGUGGCGAGAAAUCUCCCGAUACCAGAUGCGGAAUGAGCUGGAGUCGUCGUUUGAUUUCUCCAGGGGAGUGAACCAUUUCCAACUGCGGACGGGUCAUGGGGAUCAGACGAUGAGCCAUGAUGAGGAGGACGCCCUUCUUGCCGGUGCGUUGGACAAGUUCGUCAAUGUCGACGGAGCAAAGGGCAGGAAUAUCAUGCCGUACGCACAUGAUACAUUCCACGUUGCUGAAGCGCAUCAGUACGACAAGAUGUCUGUUCAGGAUCGACUGAAUGCUAUUUCCGCUUCGUUGACUCCGAAUGAGCGAGCGGUGUUGGAAGCCUUCACUCUCCUCUGCAGCUGUGGGACACUGGAAACCACCAGCUUCCUUGAAUUUCUGCAUUGGUGGGCUUUGUGUGGAUAUACCUAUCAAGGCUGUCUGGAUGCAUUAAUCACGUACAAAUUCAAGGGCGGACAGUCCAGCUUUGCGAUUCGGUUCUUCAAAGAAGCGCUGUCUACCGGCAAUCUAUCCUACGCAUUCAACAGUCCUGUCAAAGCCAUCAACGAUCAGGGAGGUAAAGUGACUCUGACUACUCGAGAUGGACGCGAAUAUACCGCCGCCAGACUCAUCUCGACCAUCCCAUUGAAUGUCUUGAAUACCAUCACAUUCAAUCCUCCCCUCGACGCCCAACGCACCACAGCAAUGAAUAUCGGCCACGUCAACCAGUGCGUCAAAGUCCACGCCGAAGUCUCCAACAAAGACAUGCGUUCCUGGACCGGAAUUUCCUACCCCUUUAACAAACUCGUCUACGCCAUCGGUGACGGAACCACCCCAGUAGGAAACACGCACAUCGUCUGCUUCGGCGGCUACUUUAACCACAUCCACCCAGAGGAAGACGUCAACAAGACCAAGAAGGCUGUUGAGAAUCUAGCGCCGGGAAAUAUGGAUAUCAAGAGACUGGUCUUUCAUAACUGGUGCAAAGAUGAGUUUGCUAAAGGGGCGUGGUUCUUCUCGCCUCCGGGCCUUUUGUCGAGUUCGUUGGAGACGCUGAGAUCUGCGCAUGGGAAUGUGUACUUUGCAAAUUCGGAUUGGGCAGUGGGAUGGCGUAGCUUUAUUGAUGGGGCGAUUGAGGAGGGGACGAGAGCUGCUAUGGCUGUUAAGGAGGACUUGAGGCCGAAGAGUUCUAUUCGUUCGAAUUUGUAGAUAAUUUAUAGGAUUGUGUCCUUUGUCAAUCACAUAUCAUAUUUCAGACCCAAUAAUAUGGAAUAUCAGAG